CCCCGUCAACCAGAGCUCGGGGAAUCUCGUGUCCUUGACUCAUGCUGGAAGGACGCCCCUCGUGCCAAUAUGCCUAGCGAACCUGGCUAACAUAGCGUCCUUAUAACCGUGGCUUUGAACUGGUCAACACCGAGGAAUUCCCCCUGGUGGCUUUGUAUUUUCGCGUGACGUGAUAUUCUCCUUUUUCUCUUUUUUCCCCUUCACUCUUCCUCUCUCGCACAUCUCUCUCUAGCUCAAUGACAUUCCCUCACUCCCUCUAAACCACUUCUACGGCCUUGACUGCUGUUCGAAUUACGACUCCUCUUGGAUCUCGAAAAGAAUAGGAAGCGUAACGUGCGCAGCUGAACCGAGAGUGGACUUGCGCCGCAAAGCCUUAUUGAUACAUCAUAAUACGAGGAUGGCGUCCAAGGUGAAACAGGACGGCAAGACGCCGCCUUCUGCGGCGACGAACCUCAUCGCUGGCGGCGGUGCCGGUAUGAUGGAGGCGCUUGCUUGCCACCCCCUUGACACGAUCAAGGUGCGCAUGCAGCUAUCACGCCGUUCGAGGACAGCAGGCGGCCCCUCACGAGGCUUUAUCCGGACCGGCGUGGAAAUCGUAAAAAAGGAGACGCCUCUUGCCCUGUACAAGGGUCUCGGCGCCGUAUUAACGGGCAUCGUCCCUAAGAUGGCGAUUCGGUUCACCAGCUUCGAGGCGUACAAGCAGAUGCUGGCGGACAAGAGCACAGGCGUCGUGAGCGGCAAGGCCACCUUCUUAGCCGGACUCGCCGCCGGCAUCACCGAAGCCGUCGCCGUCGUGACGCCGAUGGAAGUCAUCAAGAUCCGCCUCCAGGCGCAACACCACUCCAUGGCCGACCCGCUCGACGUGCCCAAGUACCGCAACGCCGCGCACGCGCUCUACACCGUCGUCAAGGAGGAGGGCUUCGGCGCGCUGUACCGCGGCGUCAGCUUGACGGCGCUGCGGCAGGGCACCAACCAGGCCGUCAACUUCACGGCCUACAGCUACUUCAAGGAGGCCCUGAAGAGGUGGCAGCCCGAAUACGACGGGGGCAACUUGCCCAGCUGGCAGACGACGCUCAUCGGACUGGUCAGCGGUGCCAUGGGACCGCUUAGCAAUGCGCCUAUCGAUACCAUCAAGACGCGCUUGCAGAGGACACCGGCGGAGCCGGGAAGCAGUGCUUGGAGCCGGAUUGCUAAGAUCUCUGGCGAUAUGUUCAAGCAAGAGGGCUUCCACGCUUUCUACAAGGGCAUCACACCUCGCGUGAUGCGUGUGGCCCCCGGCCAGGCCGUCACCUUCACAGUAUACGAGUACAUCAGGGAACGGCUCGAGAAGAGCGACUUUUCUUUUACGGGAGGCAAGUACGAGGAGUAGUAGUUGAGGUUGAGGUUGAGGUUGAGGUUGAGGUUGAGGUUGAGGUUGAGGUUGAGGUGCCGGGACUUGGGCUGAGCUAGUCGAACGGCAAAGCUGGAGGGUCAAGGGGACGAUCGGCAGUCUGACGUUGAGAGAGCGGCGCCUUUUUUUCUUUUUUUUUUUCUUCUUCUUUCGGGAUACCAUGAUCUAAUCGCGUUUUUUUCCACUUUUUAGUUUCGA
Messenger RNA from Sodiomyces alkalinus F11, 1588 nucleotides. RefSeq names its product mitochondrial carrier. Gene Ontology annotation, biological process: fumarate transport; transmembrane transport; succinate transport. The transcript has 5 exons. Bases 398 to 1369 code for a protein of 323 amino acids. The record is from RefSeq and is a predicted model, not a curated record. NCBI's taxonomy places the organism in Eukaryota, Fungi, Ascomycota, Sordariomycetes, Glomerellales, Plectosphaerellaceae.